AUGAGCGGUUUUUUUAGAUACAACGACGAUGAUACAGUAGAUCCAUAUGCAACACCAGAUGUUUAUUAUGGACCUGAAAACAUAAAUUCAGGAGGAAGAAAUUCACCGAUACAUAGAAUAAGAGCUUUAAGUCUUAGUUCACGUAUAAAUUUAGACGAUUUCAAGGGGCCUACUGGUUAUGCCAUUAAAAGAAGAGGGUCUGAAGAUGAUAGUAUUACAUCGAGCAAAGGAACUCGUAAACUUUUAAUUGAGGAUGUUGAUGAAAUGUUGGAAAAAUUGUUAAAGAACGAGGAUACUGAUAACAACUUUCAAAUUACCAUUGAGGAUAAGGGGCCUAAGGUAUUGAAGAUUGGGACUGCUAAUUCUGAGGGAUAUAAAUUUGUCAAUAUCAGAGGUACCUAUAUGCUUUCUAACCUUUUACAAGAAUUAACAAUCGCUAAAAAGUUUGGAAGAAAGCAGAUAGUUCUAGAUGAGGCAAGAUUGAAUGAAAACCCUGUCGAUAGGUUGCGGAGAUUAAUCGAGACAGAAUUUUGGAAGUCACUAACAAGACGUAUUGAUGAGACGUCUAUUAGGGAGAUUGCUUAUGAUGACAAGUUUGUUGCGUCAAAAGCUAAAAUACCAAGAAUAUACGUGCCCUACAACUGUCAAGACCAGUACGAGUAUUACAUUGAAGUUUCUAAGAACAACCCAUCUUUGUUACUAGAUGUUGAGUAUUUGCCAAAGGAUAUUACACCUGAAUACGUGGAAUCCUUAAACGAUGUGCCAGGAUUAUUGACUUUAGCAAUGCAAAAGCACACAGAUCCUGUGGAGGGUAAAGAAACUAUGAUAGGUUGGAAAUAUGCUGUUCCUGGUGGUCGUUUUAAUGAGCUUUAUGGUUGGGACUCUUAUUUUAUGACGUUAGGAUUAUUGGAAAACAACAAGGUUGAUGUAGCUAGAGGAAUGGUUGAGAAUUUUAUUUUUGAAAUUGAGCAUUAUGGAAAGAUUUUAAAUGCUAAUAGAUCCUAUUAUUUAUGUAGGUCACAACCGCCAUUUUUAACAGAUAUGGCGCUAAAAGUUUUUCAUAAAAUUGGUGAGGAUGCGAACCCGGAUGCCAUUGAUUUUUUGAGAAGGGCAUUUGAUGCUGCCAUUAAAGAAUACAAGAGUGUAUGGACCAUCUCUCCCAGAUAUGAUGCCGAAACAGGGUUAUCUUGUUACCAUCCAAAUGGUCUUGGAAUUCCACCAGAAACAGAAAGCAACCAUUUUGACAGCAUUUUAUUGCCAUAUGCGCUAAAGCACAAUGUGUCCAUUGAAGAGCUAAAGGUACUGUACAAUGAACAAAAAAUUAAAGAACCAGAAUUGGAUGAGUUUUUUUUACAUGAUAGAGGGGUCAGGGAAAGUGGGCACGAUACUACCUAUAGAUUUGAAAAUGUAUGUGCCUAUUUGGCUACCAUAGAUUUAAACUCUUUAUUGUACAAAUAUGAAACAGAUAUUUCGUUUGUUAUCAAGAAGUAUUUUGGCGAUUCGCACGUCGAUUAUGAGGGUGUCGUCACUACCUCUCAAGAUUGGACUUUAGCUGCCGAAGAAAGAUCAAAGCGCAUUAACAAGUAUUUGUGGAAUGAGGAAGAGGGGAUGUAUUUUGAUUACAAUGUUAAAACGAAACAGAGAAGCACCUAUGAAUCUGCAACAACAUUUUGGCCCUUAUGGGCUAAACUUUGUACUCCAGAUCAAGCUGAAAGCUUGGUGACAAAGGCGUUACCUAAAUUCGAAAUGUUUGGUGGUCUUGUUUCUACCACCGAAAAAUCCAGGGGGGAAAUAUCGGCCAUUAGGCUAGUAAGGCAAUGGGAUUAUCCGUUUGGAUGGGCGCCACAUCAGAUUUUGGCCUGGGAAGGUUUUAAAAACUAUUCAUACAAUAAGGUAGCCAGAAGAUUGGCUUAUAGAUGGUUGUAUAUCAUCACAAAGGUUUUUGUUGAUUAUAAUGGUGCAGUUGUUGAAAAGUAUGAUGUGACCAGUGAGAUUGAUCCGCACAAGGUUGAAGCUGAGUAUGGUAAUCAAGGAUCUGAUUUUAAGGGUGUUGCUACUGAAGGAUUUGGUUGGGUGAAUGCUAGUUAUAUCCUUGGGUUAAAAUGUAUGACCAGGCACGCCAAAAGAGCGUUAGAUAGUUGUAUUUCGCCUACUUCAUUUUUUUCGCAUUUAUCUUCCACUGAAAGAGCUUCAUUUAAUGUGUAA
Saccharomycodes ludwigii is the source of this 2205-nucleotide messenger RNA. Its product is annotated as alpha,alpha-trehalase. Gene Ontology annotation, biological process: trehalose catabolic process. Gene Ontology annotation, molecular function: alpha,alpha-trehalase activity; calcium ion binding. The record is from RefSeq and is a predicted model, not a curated record. Gene Ontology annotation, cellular component: cytoplasm. Lineage: Eukaryota; Fungi; Ascomycota; Saccharomycetes; Saccharomycodales; Saccharomycodaceae. The transcript has a single exon. The coding region runs from base 1 to 2205 and encodes 734 amino acids.